Molecule: messenger RNA, 3279 nt
Organism: Cyphellophora europaea CBS 101466
Lineage: Eukaryota; Fungi; Ascomycota; Eurotiomycetes; Chaetothyriales; Cyphellophoraceae
Exons: 2
Coding region: 1-3279 (1092 amino acids)
Biological process (GO): intracellular signal transduction; microtubule cytoskeleton organization; protein phosphorylation
Cellular component (GO): cytoplasm
Molecular function (GO): tau-protein kinase activity; ATP binding; protein serine/threonine kinase activity
Source: RefSeq, a predicted model, not a curated record
AUGGCUACCGCCGCAUCAAAUGCCUCGCCAGCGGUCGUCCGCAGCCACUCCUCUUCCCGUCAACCUCCCACGUCCUACGGACCGGGCUCUCCUGCACAGCUCGGCCGGGCCCGCUCCACGAACCAUAGAAGUACAACAUCUUCGAGCAGCCACCAUCACCGUUCUGGGUCCAGAAUACAUUCACAAGACGUUCCCCCAACCUCCAACCCUGCCACCCUAGCAAAUGUCGCACGACGCGAUGUCGAAGAAACGAACCUGGCCCGACCGCAGUCAUCCCGCCGCAGCUCUCGAGAUGGACGUGGUGAUCAGGAGGGGAGCAGUUCCAGGCAUGGGCGCACUUCUUCCAGACCGAGUUCGCGGAGGAACAGUCAAGAUCUUGCAGCUCAUCCUAUGACUGCCAAUGGCACAUCAACCCAUGGGCAGACCUCUAGUUCGACACCAGCUCCGCCUCCAUACAGCCCUGCUUACGCAGGCCAGUCCUCAAAUCGGCCUCCAGGAGCAAGCCCCUCUGCGCAAUAUCAGGGAACGGGCCGCCGACGCACCUCCAUCAGCACCUCCACUGGAACGUGGUCGCUGGGGAAGACAAUUGGACAGGGCAGCAUGGGGAAAGUCAAACUGGCUAAGAACCUUGAGACUGGAGAAACAGCCGCCAUCAAGAUUGUACCUCGACAGACACUCGAUGACCAAGGCAAUAGCAGGGAGGAACGCUCUGACCGAUCCAAGGAGAUACGUACCGCAAGGGAAGCUGCCUUGGUGUCGCUGCUUCACCACCCAUACAUCUGCAAGAUGGUUGACGUUCAGAAAACGAACUAUCACUGGUACAUGCUUUUUGAAUACGUUAACGGCGGUCAAAUGCUCGAUUAUAUCAUUGCCCACGGUCGGCUCAAGGAAAAGCAAGCCAGAAAGUUUGGCCGACAGAUCGCGAGCGCUCUAGAUUACUGCCAUCGGAACAAUGUGGCGCACAGAGAUCUGAAGAUUGAAAAUAUACUGAUCAGCAAGACUGGCGACAUCAAAAUCAUUGAUUUUGGUUUGAGCAACUUGUUCUCGCCAAGGUCUUUGCUCAAAACCUUUUGCGGCAGCCUUUAUUUUGCCGCGCCUGAAUUACUUCAAGCCCGUCAAUACACGGGGCCGGAAGUUGAUGUCUGGAGUUUCGGUAUCGUUCUGUAUGUUCUCGUUUGUGGCAAAGUUCCAUUCGACGAUCAAAGCAUGCCCCAACUUCACGCAAAGAUCAAGCGCGGUGUCGUUGACUAUCCCCAAUGGCUCACUGCUGAAUGUAAGAGCAUUAUUUCCCGCAUGCUGGUGGUCGACCCCAGGGAACGUGCCACCUUACACGAGAUCAUGAACCAUCCCUGGAUGACCAAGGGGUUCAACAGUCCUCCAGAGAAUUUUCUGCCUCAGAGAGAGCCGUUGCAGCUACCCCUCGACGAGCAGGUGGUCGAGAAAAUGCAGGGCUUUGAUUUUGGACCUGCAUCAUUCAUUACAGAACAGCUGACGAGCGUGCUGACGUCGGACGAUUAUCAAGCAGCUGUGAGACGCUACUACCGCGAUGAGCCAUCAAAUGUGCCUUCUGGAGAAAAGAAGCGUGGCAUGUUCGACUUUUACAAGCGUCGGAACUCCAUCAGCAGAGAAGGUCUCACUACGCCUUCAACCGAAGCCAUUCGUGGGCUUGAUCCCAUUAACGGGUAUAGUCCUCUUAUUUCGAUCUAUUAUCUAGCUCGAGAAAAGCUCGAGGCGGAACGGAGAGAUCCAAAUCCGGGCGCCUUGGGAAUUACCUCAACUGUCCCAGAGAGUUCAAUGGGGCCAGCACCAUUGACUUCGCCGGAAGCCGCCCACACCAAUGCCUACUCGCCGGAAAUGCCAGGCGAGAAGGCCACAGGUGGUCGUUCACGACCGCGGGCUCGGACAAAUGGCGAGGAUGAUGGCAAAAGCCUCGAGCCUCCAGGGACUUCACCUCGACCACCGCCUUCCGCAACCAUCCAAUCACCGACUGAUCAACCUGCAAAAAGGGAGGGCACAGCGAUGGGGUUGCUUCGUCGACUCAGCACACGACGAGUCCGAAACCCUGAGGAGCGACCACAGCCACCCACUCUCAAUAUCCAACCUCCCCAAGAUAGCGCGACUGCUCCUCGCAAGUCGUUCUCGGUUCGUCGUUCUCGCCGACGUGAUCCAUCGCCAACGACGGCGACCCAUCACCCUGGUGGUAGCCAGCCACAGCAUGAGGGUCUUCUGAGUGCGGGAACUCACAAGGCACGAAACUUUCUUGGACGGUCCACUAGUGUCAAUUCCGCAGACUAUCGACCCCGUCGGCUGCUGCACCGCGCAGGAAAUGAGCUUGACUCUCCUCAUUCGACUGCCGAGGCGCCUGCAACAAGUGGCUCGGAUCAUUCAACCAGCAGUCAGCGCAAACUCAACAAGGCCCUAGACUCAGCGGGACCUGCGGUGCCAACCGUACCCGCUGUGCCUGCGGACCAAACGCCGCCUACACCAGCCUCUAAUGCUCCUCGCGCGCCAAACGCGGCAAGAACGAAGUCGUUGGGUCAUGCUCGUCAAGAAAGCAUACAGGCUCGGCGACGGAGGUGGGAAGAGAGCCGCAAAGACCGCCAUGCAAACGUUCCAGAAGAAACGGACGCCGAGCUUCGGGAUGACGCAGAGGGACUCGAUACGCCAGCUUUGCCGGACACACCCUCUACGGAGGUCGCAAGGCCUGCUGGCCUCAAGGGCUUGUUCUCCACAGCCACGACAAGCAGUAAGCCCCCCGAAUUCAUCCGACAGGAUCUUGUCAGGGUCCUCAAGCAAUUGGGCGUAGAGUAUACAGCGAUUCGGGGCGGGUUCUCGUGUCGACAUGCACCUAGCAUCAAUUUGGACGAUGUGAGAGAGCCGGCCGAUGAAGAGAAGAGUGGACGCGUGUUUAGUGGGCAUCAGCGACGCAUUUCUUUUGGCGGAGCCUUCAGGGGCAAGGACCGUGAGGAAAUUCGAGACGACAAGGCUCACCGUCAGGGCUCAAGUCGACGUCGCCAUCCGGAUCAGAGCUUCGUCACCAAUUCCGAGGGAUCGGAAGAGUAUCUGCAUCAACGCAGGGACGAGACUGGUCGUGACGCUGGUGCCACCACAACUCGGGUCCAGGAUGACACUGGAGAAAGGCUGGUCCUGAGGUUCGAGAUUGCGAUUGUCAAGAUCCCUCUUCUAUCUCUACACGGCAUUCAGUUCAAGAAGGUCCAAGGUGGCAUGAAUCAGUACAGGUCAAUGACCGGCACGAUUCUGAGUUCUCUUAGGCUGUAG